UAACAGUGUUUAUGUGUGAGUCAUGUAUUGAACGCACUCUCAGUGUUUGUGUUGAGAGUGAAAACAAGUGACAAAUGUUUUGUCCGCAAAACACAAGACAUUGGACUCAUUGUUGUGAUGACUGCAUGUAAUUACAAGACAACUAUAACAGUCAUAGACAUAGUGUUUGACCAAUCAUUUGGUCCAACCAUUUAUUAGUAUACAUGCGGUACACAUGUUAUGUCUGGGCUUAUGAUCGAUACGGCGGUCAACAAGAAGUCAGCAGCCAUUGUGCCAAACAUUGAUUGUCAGACACAAGACAUUAAGUCAGACAAUAACAAUACAAUGUCGAGCUAUCUCUACGACAACAUCGAUGGACAACCACUUGCUUUCCAUAGAGUCCACAGUUUCGAGAUUUUGUAUCAAAAGAAGAAAAAAAAGGCAAAGUUUGUCGAUAAGUAUGUGAUGGGAGAUGUAGUCGGAGAGGGCUCGUACUCGAAGGUCAAAGAGUGUCUCGACUCACACACACUCGAGAGGAUGGCAGCGAAGAUCAUGAAAAAGAGGAGACUCAGGAAAAUACCGAACGGCGAACAAAAUGUCCAAAGAGAGAUUAAAUUGUUGCGACGUUUGGACCACAAGAAUGUAAUCCGAUUGCAUAAAGUGAUAUACAAUGAGCCGAAAGGGAAGCUCUAUAUGAUAAUGGAGUAUUGUGUGGCCGUUCUUCAAGAACUACUCGACUCAGUUGCCGAUAAAAAGUUGCCUAUAUUUCAGUCACACGACUACUUCUGCCAAUUAGUCUCCGGUCUUGAAUACCUCCACAGUCAGGGAAUUAUACAUAAAGAUAUAAAACCGGGUAAUCUAUUGCUGACAAAUGCCGGUGUAGUCAAAAUUACAGACUUAGGUGUCUCUGAAAUGUUGGACACCUUUCAACAAAGUGAUAAGUGUUACCUGAGUCAGGGAUCGCCCGCUUUUCAACCGCCUGAGAUUGCCGACGGAAACGAAUAUUUUUCAGGCUUUAAAGUGGAUAUCUGGUCAUCGGGUGUUACUUUGUAUAACUUAACAACCGGUAAAUAUCCCUUUGAAGGCGACAACAUAUAUCGGUUGUUUGAGAACAUCAGUAAAUGUGAGCUAACCAUCCCAUCAGAUAUGGAUGAACUACUGCAGUCACUUAUCUGUGGUAUGCUUAAGAAGUCACCCGAUGAACGUUUUUCAAUUGAAGACAUUAAAUAUCAUGAUUGGGUUAAGAAAAAGCAUCCGCGCAUAUGUCCGGCCGUCCAAAUACCUCAAAAACAAGGCGGACAGGAAUUUCGUUCAAUGUCUGUACUGCCAUUUCUAUGUGAUUUGCAUCGACCUAAUUGUGAUAUGAAUGCAACUGACCGUCAAUUGAUGUCAAGUGAUUCGCAAUUAGAUAUAGAUCAACACAUAGAUACGUGUGAGACCACUAUCAGAAACGCCCGUUCCUCUGUACGGUCUCACCGUCGCGUAACGCACAUGAAUAGACUCUUUAAAUGCUUAGGUUUUAAUCGAUGCCAACAGUCCUGACCAUUGAUCACCCGUUCAUCUAAUUUGUUGUCGUGUCUAAUGUGAACUCAUUUGUGACUUAAUGGAUAUUUAAAAUAAUUUUAAUUACAAUUGUAACUAAUUGAAUGCAAUAUUACCGUAAUAGAUUUAUUAUUAA
Messenger RNA from Oppia nitens, 1657 nucleotides. RefSeq names its product serine/threonine-protein kinase stk11-like. Gene Ontology annotation, molecular function: protein serine/threonine kinase activity; ATP binding; protein kinase activator activity. Gene Ontology annotation, biological process: establishment of cell polarity; protein phosphorylation; DNA damage response. The coding region runs from base 220 to 1521 and encodes 433 amino acids. NCBI's taxonomy places the organism in Eukaryota, Metazoa, Arthropoda, Arachnida, Sarcoptiformes, Oppiidae. The record is from RefSeq and is a predicted model, not a curated record. The transcript is spliced from 2 exons. Gene Ontology annotation, cellular component: nucleus; cytoplasm.